GCGCUGAGUUGAGUCUUGGCAUGAAUGAGAAUAUUGUCAAUUUCCAAUUUCUAUUUCGUCUCUUUCUCUUUCUCUAGCCAUUACGCUCCUAACAAUCAUCAUCGACCUCUGCCAUGGUACCGCUCUCCAAGUUGAAGAGCCUCAGAUUGGUUUGUUUACUAUCUCCUUCUACAUUUCCUUCCAGAACUGAAAUAUUGAUUGCUGGGGAUCUAAAACCCUCACAUUUUUCUGUUCAAAAUCGGAUACUCUGCAGACAGUUCACCUCAGAAAUCUCAGCAGACCAACACAGUUUCACCGUCAAUUACCUCAUAACCUCAUGUGGGUUGUCGCCAGAAGAUGCGAUUUCAACAUCCAAGUGGAUCAAGUUGCAGUCCCCAGAAAAUGCAGACGCCGUUUUGGGGCUUCUGAGAAAUCAUGGAUUCUCUACAACCCAGAUCUCAAAGUUUUGCAAAACCCGCCCACAACUUCUUUUAGCCAGGCCUGAGAAAACCCUUUUGCCAAAGCUUGAGUUUUUCAGCUCUCUUGGAGUUUCAAGGGAGGACCUCGCAAAAACGCUGGUUCUGAAUCCAAAUCUUUUGCAAAGAAGCUUGGAGAAACAGCUUGUGCCCACUUAUAAUUUCCUGAGGAGUCUGCUUCCUGAGAAAAAUAUCGUUUCUGUUUUCAAGUACAACUCGUCGAUUUUCUUGCAAGCCCACACCAAGAAAGUAGUGCCAAAUAUCGCGAUUUUGAGAGAAUUAGGUAUGCCUAAAUCAUGCAUUUCUCUGUUGCUAGGUCAUUGUACGCAUGCUUUGAUACAUGAUACUGAAAAGUUUCGCCAAGUUGUGAAAGAGGUUAAGGAAAUGGGUUUUAACCUGGAAAAGUCGACUUCCGUGUUGGCAAUAAGCAUAAUGUGUCGUUCAUAUUAUAAGCGGAUAUUGAAGCGAAAUUGUGAAGUUUAUAGCAGGUGGGGUUGGUCGGAGGCUGAUGUUCUCUCUGCUUUCAGGAGGCGCCCGGAGUGUAUUGCUCUGUCAGAGAAGAAAAUAAUGCAAACAAUGGAUCUUUUAGUGAACAAGAUGGGAUGGUCGUCAGAAAUAAUUCUCAAGUCCCCAUAUGUUUUGAAUUAUAGUUUGCAGAAGAGAACCAUCCCGAGGUGUUCGGUUGUUAGAGUUUUGUUGUCGAAAGGAUUGAUAAAUACUGAAAAACUGAGCUUAUAUUCUGUGUUUGGACCUGUGGAGAAGGAGUUCUUGGAGAGAUUUGUUGACAGUUAUCUGGGUGAAGUACCUCAGUUGUUGUGUGUAUACCAAGGAAAAGUGGAUAUCCAGGACGUAUGAUGUUGCAACUUUUUAACCCCUUGAUGCUGCCUUGGAAAAUUGCUUUUGAUAGGAUACACUCAUGUCUUGCUUCUGUUGGGGUUCAGUAUUAACUAUUCUGGAGAGGAGUGAAAACAACAAUUUAUUUUGUCUACUUUUCAAAUUAGACGUUAUCAGUUCUCUAACCCAUAUGUUUCUUUUGUCUACUCUUCUAUUGCUGUUUCAGUUUAUUUUUCUACUUAGUGGCCUUGCGAAGAGAUGAACCCAGAACUUUUAUUCCUGCUCUGUUAGUAAUUGUUCUCCAGAAGCAGCUGGCCUGGGUAAGCAUCAUUACAUCGUCGUUGUGAUUCCGUAAGUAUGGGAUUUCUUGUCUUAUGAAAAAAAGAAGAGAAAACUCAGCAACUGCGACUCAUGAUUGGGUUCCUUAUGGGACAAAAGGUCCAGCUUUAAUGGGAUACUCAGGAGUCAUUUGGCAAUUGUUAUCUGUGGAGACAAAUGAAUCUAUUUGAAAACUUCUGGCGAUUUUCUGAGAUCAAGAGAGUGGUAUGUUGGGGAUCAGUUUACUUAUUUAUUGCUUCUCCUCUCGAAUCAUUUGCCGUUGAGUAACCUGAAACUUGUCUCCAAAGCACUUGUUUAUUCUUUACUUGGAUGAUAGUUUUCAGGUAAUGCUUCUAACUUUGAUUGAAACACAACUCAAAAUGCAUGCACAACGGUGCUGCAGGUCAUUAGAAAAACUUGUGAUUUCAACUGUCCGUUGAAUGCAUGCUGUGAUUUAUCAGUAGUUACAGGCUUAUCAAUGUUUGAUGAAUAAACAAUUAUGUAAGCUCAUUAUUUAUGUUAUGGAGAAUGCGAUGCCUCAUUUGUAGUGUUUACAGUUUAUUAUGAUGUUGAAUAGUUGUCUUAUCUACAGCAAUGCACAUCGCACUUCCCCCUAAUAAAUUUGGAGGAAAUGUUGUAUCUCACGGAUGUUGAAAUAGAUCCCAAGUUUGAAUUCCCCAACCCCAUUAAUGGACAAAAAAAAAAAAAAAACAGCUCCCAUUUGUGUGUUGGGAGAUAUUUGUUUGCUAUUUACAAUUUUCCCUCAACAGGAUUGUCUGACAAACCGACUUUUGUGUCUGUAGUAUGUGUAUUUUGUGGCUUGAAUAAGGCGAUAUGAAUCGAAGUCGCAAAGUUAAUAGGACGGGGUUGAUCUGAGGAUGAUGUUCUCUAUGCUUUCAGACUGCCCUUACUGAACAAGAUGUAAUGGACAUCAAGAAUGGUUGUUUUGACUCUCUAUUUGGAUUGGACUUGGUAGGAUGGGAUUCGAUAUCGUUUGUUGUACACGUUUUGCAAA
This is a messenger RNA of Prunus avium (sweet cherry), 2622 nucleotides long. The record is from RefSeq and is a predicted model, not a curated record. Lineage: Eukaryota; Viridiplantae; Streptophyta; Magnoliopsida; Rosales; Rosaceae.